Molecule: messenger RNA, 2337 nt
Organism: Pelodiscus sinensis (Chinese soft-shelled turtle)
Lineage: Eukaryota; Metazoa; Chordata; Testudines; Trionychidae
Product: uricase-like
Biological process (GO): purine nucleobase catabolic process; urate catabolic process
Cellular component (GO): peroxisome
Molecular function (GO): urate oxidase activity
Source: RefSeq, a predicted model, not a curated record
UUAAAAUUUUUGCCAGGGCAGAAAAAAAAUAGAUGUGCUGCUCAGUAAAUUGUGAAAUAUUUGCAUUUUGAGGCCAGCCCCACAACCAUUGCUCCUCCUCUGACAUUAAGAUGACACAUUUUAUAGAGCGGCAGCUGCUGUAGCUGGUAUUACUCUUCUCAGCCAUCUAAGACUUGGAGGUAACAAUGGAGCGGCCACCAGUGUUUCAGCAGCGAUAUGAAGAUCUGGAAAUCUUAAAUUCUGAGUAUGGAAAGAACAUGAUUAAGCUUCUUCGUAUCAGAAGAGAUAGCAAGCAGCACCACAUUAAAGAAGUGGAGGCCUGUGUACAUAUUAGACUGGAUUCUGUCAAUGAAUACGUGCAUGGAGACAAUUCUGCUGUUAUCCCUACUGACACCAUAAAGAACAUCGUCAUUGCUUUGGCAAAAUGCAAUGGGAUUGACACUAUAGAACAAUUUGCCCUGGAUAUCUGCAAUCACUUCAUGUCAUCAUUUUCUCAUGUGGUGUACAUCAAAACUUAUAUUCAAGAGCUACCAUGGCGACGUCUACAACAGAAAGGCAUUCCCCAUGUCCACUCCUUUAUCUUUGUUCCUGAAGGAAUUCGCUUUUGUGAAGUCGAACAGAGUCCGAAUGGUCGUCCAGUUAUUUUCUCUGGAAUUAAAGAUUUGAAACUUAAGAAAACAGGACUGUCUGGAUUUGAAGGUUUCCACAGGGACAAAUACACCACACUUCCCGAGACCACUGACAGAGUUUUAAGCGCAGAACUGUUCUGCAAGUGGUGCUAUGACGAGUGUCAAGAUAUUGACUUUGACUGCAUAUGGGAUAUUGUUCACCAGAGUGUCCUUGAAGCAUUUGCUGGGCCACCUGAAUGUGGCGAAUACUCACCCUCUUACCAGAAGACUGUCAAUGAUAUCCAGAUGCUCAUCCUGGCAAGAGUUCCACAGCUCAAGGAGGUUGAAAUCAUCUUGAACAACAUUCAUUAUUAUGACUCAGACCUGAAGAAACUGGGAUUGUCCAGUGAAAAGGAGGUGAUGAUUCCGGUGGAGACUCCCUAUGGUUCCUGUACGUGCAUACUCCGUAGGAAGAAGUGCUUAGAAGAACAAGCCUAAGAUACAAGAGAUGAGAAUCAGUGUCAGUGAAUUGGAUGGACGUUUCAACAGGGGAUACCCUAAACAUUUGGGCUCCACUCAGACAUACAGGAUUAAUUUACCAUGUGGCUUUCUUUACAAAAUGUAUCCAUUCCAUUCAUUGACUCUUGUCUAUUGUUUGAUUUUUGCCUUCACAAAUUAGAAAAUGAGUUUUUGAAAGGAGCCUGGGGAAUUCAGAUUUCCAAAUCCCAUUGGAUCUCAGUAGGAUUUGUGCACAUAAUUCGCUUGGGUGCCUUUGAAAAUCCCAGCAAGAAAUAUUAAAAUCGGGGUCAUUAGACGAACUAUUUUGAGGUGUAUGAUAGAAGUUUCAGUUAAUCAGUUAAUCUCUAUAAUGUGCUUUGCUCAUUUAAAAUCCUAAAGAGGCUCUAUAAACUAUUAUUAUUUAUUAAUGUUUGUGCAUUAAUUUAUUGUAUUAUAUUAAUUAUAAAAUUAAUUUAUAAUCAUGAAAGAAAACCUGUAGGUGGAACUGGCAUGACUUCAAUUGAUUACACUAAUUUACACAGCUGAGUAUCUGGUCCCAUACUGUAAAUUUAAAAAGGCAAAAUUUUUACUUGUAUUUCCACUGUAAAUUAAAUUGAACCUAGCUUGCUUCAUCAAGGAAAUGAAGAAAUAAAGCAAAAUUCUAUCUACCUAGAGAUCGUCUUUACAAUAUUAAUAGUUCUGAAAUUGACUAAUACAUGUGCUGAUUAUAGCAGGGGUGGGAAAAUACCUACUCAUGAGCUAUAUCCAGUCCAUCAGGGUGAGCUCCUGGCAGGUGUGCACCACUAUAUUUACCCGCACCUUUGAAGGUACAGACUAUGACAACUCCCAUUGGCAGUGGAUUACUGUUCCCAGCCAAUGGGUACUGUGGGAAGCAGUGUCCUGGUUUGCAGCCAAUAAGAGCUGUUAUCUAGUACCUGUGGAGGCACCACUGUUUUUUUGCCUACACCAGAUUAUACAGCUGCCACAUUAUUCCUAAACAAAUAAACAGCGGUGGGGAUUUUGCAGGUGUAUAAUUGCUUUUGUGUUAACUAUUGAAAAUAUUUAAAGAUAUCGGGCUAUCGUCUGUGGGGUUCUUGAAAUCUUCUUAAUUUCAUUUGUUGUUACUUUUGAGUAGGCAGGAGCAGGAGUCAACACAAGAAGGGUACGUCUACACAGCAGCAUUAUUUUGAAAUAAUUGACGUUAUUCUGAAAUAAUAUAGUGCGCAUCCCC